AUUUAAUCAAAGGACAGGGUCAUAAUCAGAAAAACCAAACAGAAGGGGCAGACAGCCAGACGUUACUAUGCCCGGAGUCUAUGCUGGCCAGCUCGCCAGGUUACCCAGAAGACCUUGUUCACCGUGCCACCAGUCAGCUACUCCAGCAGCACAACUGUGAUGCCGCGUCCUCCUUACCAUGGCAGAGGAGACUAGACGCACUGAAUAACAAUAACAACCCUGACCGGCUGAAAUCAGGACCCUGGUCAGUUGUCCAGAUACAGAAACCUCCCCUGCCACUGAGUGGCCGGGACCUGGUGGUGGCCAGUGCCACAGACUUACAAGUCCCCACUUUACAGAAACCCAUCCCUUCACAGGGAGGGAAAGGGAACAGCGGCAGUCGCCAGCCACGCAGCAGACACGGAAGUCUCGACUUGUCAACGGAGACAAGCAGUAACAGUAACAGCACCGGAGUAAACAGCAGUAACAGCAGCCAAGUCCAACAACAUAUAUUACAGCAGCAGCAGCAGCACAAGCAGGUGCUUGGCGCGGGAGGAAGUGGAAGCGGUAAGCAGCAAAGGCGCCAGGGUUCCACUAGCAGUGACCCCAGUAGUGGUGGUGAUGUCGAUGGUCAGGUCGGUCCACUAUCGGUCAGUCUGGACGGGCGUAUGAAUACAGAUGGUGUGGACAGGAAUACCAUGACCAGGAGUAACGUGCCCACUACCUGUACAGAGUCCCACCUGCCAUGGAUUAAUCCGAUCACCACCCAGCCUCACCGCCCUCAGCCUGGGCUGCUGCCAUCAGGAGCAGGGGGUGGGGGGCUGGGAGGUCCAGGAGAAGCACCACACCCAUUUCUCCCCGGGGUCCACUACCCCGGGGUUUUUAGACCUCCACUGACUCUUCCAGAUCAUGCGGGUAGAAUCUACCAAUCACAGUUCCCGAUGUAUUCUUCUGCAACAACGUUGCCGUCUUACCUGCCAUCUGUGUACACGGGAAAUUCUGCAUCUCUCAGUCCGUACUCGACUAUCUUUCCACAUUAUGGGAUGUACCCUCCCAGUGCGUUGACUGUGUUUCCAACUGUAGACACUUUUGGCGGGAACAGUGCGAGUUCCGCCCUGCAGGACUUAGGUCGCGGGCAACUACCUCACCCCCAGAGAUCCUCACUCUUUCCCCCCGGGCCACAGAUACCUCCAUAUCUCCCACCGGGCACUCCCCCAGGACCAAGCAUUCACCCCCAGCCCCCUACACAACCCCUCACCCCCACACACCUGCCACCAAAGGAAGCCACGUCAGGCCCGUUAAUGCGACGGCCGCCCUCUCCUGGCGGACACGGUGGACACGAACGAGGGCUACCUCAACAUUCACUCUCACAGAAGGCCUCGCAGUAUCGCUCUGAAAUGUCCAGACACACAGGGGGCGCUGGUGGGGGUGGGAAAGAGGGGCCAUGGAAGGCGCAUAAGGUCGAAAGGCCCCACGACACACACUAUGACAGCACAGGUGGCUCAGGGAAUUCUAAGGGUACUGCUCAAGUUUUCAAAGGAGACACCCCGUCUCCCAAACGACAAAGAACUCAGAAGCAUCCUCCACCUUUACAGCCUGCACAAGGUGGGCCUCCGCCUCAUUUAGGUGGUCCACCCCCCGGGGUAUCAUUCCCCACCCACCUCCCUCCUCCCCCACCCCUCCAACCCGUGUCCACGUUCCCGCAGCCCCACUUUCCGCCUCACUUUAUGAAGGGCUCAAUCAUACAACUAGCUAAUGGAGAACUUAAGAGGGUGGAGGACUUACGGACUGAAGAUUUUCAGCAAAGUGCAGAUAUAAGUUCUGAUCUCAAAAUAGACUGCAGUACUCUGGUGAAGGUCCAAGAACACGCGGAUUCAGGGACGGCCUUGCUCGGAUUCUCUGUAGGGGAACAUAAAGUACAGAAAAUCCGUGCGGAAAAAAAGAAGUCGGGCAAGCUGUCCAGCUAUACAGUGACAGUAGAGGCAGCCCUGGAGCAUCCUUUCUUUGUUUUCGGCCAAGGUUGGUCAUCCAUUAGUCCUGAACGAACUUCUCAACGAUACGGGUUGCCAUGCCAGAAACUUAAUGUUGGAGACAUCUGCAUCUCCUUAACACAUAAAGACGUCAGUAACCGCGUGGCCGAACUCUCCCGCCAAAAUCAGCCUGUGGAGAGGGCCUCCGUGUCUUUUAGCACACUGAGUGUGUCUGGGGGUCAAGGUCAUGCACCUGCGCUCGAGAGACAAGGUCAAGGUUACAUACGGUUUCAGGAGGCAGAAGGUGAAUUACGAGCGCAGGCUGCUGUCGGCCAGACUCAGAGAAGCACAGAGACGCCAUUACGUGUGUCAUUACCUCAUAUUUCUACGGAUUCCACUUCUACUCAGCGAAAGCGACGCUGGUCCGCGCCAGACCAGAUUGGGAUCAUGGCUUCGCCCAAGCCGAGCCCACCAAAGGAAGGAAGUCCACAGCCGAUGGAGGUCGGGAGGAGCAGCAGCAGUGGCGCCCCUAGUGGUGGCAGUGGUGGCCAACAUGGAACUAGCGGCAGUGGCAGCAAAUCUGAACACCAAAAAUCAUGAUGUUGGGACUAUUAGGAGAAAGUAGUUAGUCUAAGUAAAAGUGGUAUAUUUUGAUACUGAGACGUAAAUCUUUUUUGUAUGUGACAAAUUGAAAGCUAUUGGUUGUUUUAUUUGCUGUGUAUGUAUGUACACACAUUGCUUGUGCAGACUUCAACAAUGAAAACACUCAUUCACUGUACAUAAAUCAUCCAAAUUUUAGUAUUCACAUUCAUGCUAUUAGCUAGAGGUUAUUAUUAUUAUCAUAAUUAUUAUUAUUAUUAUUACUACUACUAGUACUACUACUACAGUUAUUAUUAUUGUGUGUUAUAUAAAUUCCUCAGAAUAUCUCAAGAUCUGCUAAAUGAUAAAAUGUAACUUUUUAUGUACAACUUAUUGUGUGAUCGAAGCAUUGAGAAAUGUGUGAUAUGUACCUUGGUAAAUAUAUCAAUCUCUCUCCUUGUCAGAGCAUCUCAUUGCAGACCUGGAGGAGCUCAUAUAUAUUAUAUAAAAAUAUAUAUAAAAUACGAGAUAUAUCAGUUAAAGUUCUACCGUAGGAUCUUCUCAAAUCUGCCAAUCUGCUUCUGAGAUUGAAAUCACAACAUGGUUUUGUUGUUUGCUACGCAAGCAAUUAUUGUGUUAAUUUUGCAUGGUUGAUGUUGUGAGAGUUGUCAAUACUGUGUAUUAUUUGUUUGUAUGUUUGUUAUUUUAUUUAUUAUUAUUUUUUGGCAUUGUCUUUUUACUAUUGUUGACAGGGAGAGCAGAUAAUUAAGAAAUUGUGUGUUGUUGUUGUUGUUGUUGCAGGUGGUAACAUGCAUGAGAUAGGGCAGUCAAUAAAUUUCAUGAGAGAU
Lingula anatina is the source of this 3376-nucleotide messenger RNA. RefSeq lists its product as uncharacterized. Gene Ontology annotation, molecular function: RNA binding; protein binding. Gene Ontology annotation, biological process: regulation of DNA-templated transcription. NCBI's taxonomy places the organism in Eukaryota, Metazoa, Brachiopoda, Lingulata, Lingulida, Lingulidae. The record is from RefSeq and is a predicted model, not a curated record.